Molecule: messenger RNA, 2605 nt
Organism: Trichomycterus rosablanca
Lineage: Eukaryota; Metazoa; Chordata; Actinopteri; Siluriformes; Trichomycteridae
Gene: akap1a
Product: A kinase (PRKA) anchor protein 1a
Exons: 11
Coding region: 76-1914 (612 amino acids)
Cellular component (GO): mitochondrion; membrane
Molecular function (GO): RNA binding; protein kinase A regulatory subunit binding
Source: RefSeq, a predicted model, not a curated record
CGGCUUUUCAAGCUCUCCUCCCUUACGUUUGAUUUUCAAUAAAAAAGGUGAAAUUGGUGCCAGUGGGUAAAAAAAAUGCUGCCGUCGCCUCUCAGGCCCCUGGUGCCUGUAUCUGCACUGGCUUUGCUUGGCUGGUGCUGGUACACCCUUAGGAAGAGGAGAAGAGGUAACAGAGUGAAGGAGGAGCGGUUGAAAGCCUCAGGUGUCAAAAUGCACAAUCUGAAGGAGAUCUUUGCAGAUCAGGAAGUUGCUGCCAAUAAUUUGCUAAUGGAAAAAGAUAUUAAGAUGGAUUUCACUUUGGAAUUUCAAGAAAAGCAAGAACAUGAUAGCUCUUCAAGUUCUAGUCCGUACAGUGACCAAAAUCUAGACCUCGGCUGCUCUAAUGUUAGUUCUGUGGGCGAGCUGUCUGUCGUGCAUGAACACUCACAAGGCAACAUUACCACCUCCACUCCAAUUGUACGACUUCGCCCAGAACCAGAGGGGGAAGUUUCACAAGCUGAAGAGUCUUCAUCAGUGGUUGAGAAGCCAGAAAUGGAGACGGAAGACAAUACCACAACUUUUAAAGGUCGUUCAGAAAUAAAAACCAACGAGAUAGAACCUUCUGCACAAAAACCAGCAGCAACUGAUGUGAUCUGUAAUGCCACAGAAGAGACUACAGUAACUGGUGUUAUUUUAAAAGUAAAAGAUCAAGAGGAGCCAAAAGAAACUCUGCAUAGCCAAAUUGAAUUUCAGAAAGAUAUCAGGAAGAAUAAAAGUUUAUCACUUAGCAUACUUACCAAAACAGUAGACGAAAGUCCUUCAAUAUGUCAAACAGGAGAGGACUCUGGCUAUAGCAUGAGCCAUUCUGAGGAUGGCACAGAAACCGAGGUAGCUUUUUACACUUCUGCAGUUUCUGAUACUCAUGAGUUAAAGCAUUGGGAAAAUGGAGAACCCUUGACACAAAAGUCAGACUCCUCAGAAGGUGCUAAUGGCAUACGUCAUGCUAAUAGUGAGAGCAGAGUUAUCAGCAGUCAUGCCACUCAGGCUGAGAAUUCGUCACUCACUCUUUGGGACAUAGAGGUGCCAGCGCACCUUGUUGGGAGAUUAAUUGGAAAGCAAGGAAAACAUAUUGGCUUCCUGAAGCAAAAUUCUGGUGCGAAGAUCUAUGUGUCUACUCUGCCUUACACCCAUGACUUUCAGAUCUGCCAUAUAGAGGGGUCUGAGGUGCAGGUAGAAAACGCACUGGCAAUGAUCAGGAAAAAGUUUAAAGAUCUGGAUCUGAGCAACCGUCACAGCAGCCUGCAGCCGGCAACCCUCUCUUCUUUUCCCCUGACUUACUGGAUGCUGCUUCCUCAGGACAGAAAUGUGGAGGUGAUUGUGUCUCGGGUGGAGACUGCAAACGGCCUGUUUGUUCAGCAGCACACACACCCCAGCUAUUAUGCCCUUUGCAGCCUUCACGAACAGAUGCUCUUCUGCUACUCCCAUCCAGGAUGCCCUAGUCUGCCUCCUCUGGUGGAAGCUGGUGUUUUAUGUGCAACCCCCUCUGCUGAUGGAGGCUGGUGGAGGGCUCAGAUUAUCCAGCAUUAUACAGAUUCCAAUACUGUACAAAUCAGAUAUGUGGACUAUGGAGGCUACAUGACUGUUAACCUCAGUUCUCUUAGGCAGAUCAGAUCAGACUUUGUGACAUUGCCUUUCCAAGCCACUGAAGUUAUGCUGGAAAAAAUUGCACCUUUACCAGGGAAGACAGAGUUUUCAUUUGAGGCCAAAGAAGCUCUUGAGGAAUUAACACAAGGAGUUUCUUUAAUCAUAAAGGUGACUGGCAGUCAGGGUGGACUGCCCUUAGUGCAUUUGUGGAGACCUGCAGGAGAGAAGAUGGUUUCGGUGAAUGGCAUGUUGGUGGAGCGUGGGCUUUGCUCGUGGUUGGACAGCCACUGAUUGUGAAACCUACAUUCUACUGCCUCACGUCUGCUCUGUCUGUCUUCUGCUCUCUGCACACUCAGGUGCUGUAAUGGACAUUUAUGCCAUUAUCAAUGUUUACAUUCCUGUCACAUAUCCAAAUGCUUUUGGCCUAUAAAUUGAUUGUGUUGUAAAUUGCUUUUUUUUCUUCUGUUAGCACAAAUUAUCCAGUGUGACUUCUAGCAUAGAAUUUAAUUUCAUGAUGCUUAAAUCUAAGAGUCUUUACUAACUACUAACACACUUGAAUGACAGCACAGGCUUUUGUUAUUUAUUUAUUUAAUUAUUUUUGAGAAUUAUUUAGGAUUAAGCAUUUUUCUAUGCUUGCUGUGCUUUCCAUUCCUUAAUGCUGCAUUGUCACUCUUUCCUUUUGUCCUAUUAUUUUGCACAUCUUUUCCCGUAAGAUGGGGAAUCUGAAAUAGAAUGUGGACCAGCCUGUUGGUGUUAUGCUGGUGAGCUAAUGUGCAGGCUGUCUGAAAACAAAAUGCAUUCUACAGAAUAGCACUUGGUGUGGGGAGUCGUCUUCUUUGCUCUGAUAAUUUGCAAUGUUAUUGAUUAAGAAACCUUCUUUGUGUGCUGCUGGUAUGAAAUAUGUCUAACUUCCGGUGUUUGUGAAUAUCUUCUGAUUUUAGGUUGUUAAGUAAAUUCCUGAGUAGUAAAAAAAUAUGGAUUU